CGCGGCGUCAUGACGUAGUACGUAGGGGCUGGCUAGCCGCCAUCUUGCUUCUUUUUCUCUGUUCGCUCUCGCCCUCUCAGGAGGCAGCCCAAGUGCUUUGGCGGUUUGUCCAUCCGUGGCUUGGGCUUUCCUGGUCUUGUGGCCCUGCGGACGGUCCGUCGGGCUUCGGCUUCCCUCUCCUGCGUCGGAUCGGAGCCCAGUGAGCCCCUGGAAGCGUGCAGACGACUCACCCUGGCGGACUACUUUUAAGGAGUGUGGCAGGAGGUUUUGGACUCGAUGAGUUUCCACCGAAAUGUCGGAGAAGUCAGGCCAGAGCACAAAAGCAAAGGAUGGGAAAAAGUAUGCAACACUCAGUUUAUUUAAUACUUACAAAGGCAAAUCUUUGGAAACUCAGAAGACCACAGUUGCAGCUCGACAUGGGUUACAAAGUCUUGGAAAAGUUGGCAUUUCCCGGCGGAUGCCUCCACCUGCUAACCUCCCAAGUCUGAAAGCAGAGAACAAAGGCAAUGAUCCAAAUGUGAAUAUCGUACCUAAAGAUGGCACAGGAUGGGCAUCAAAACAAGAGCAGCAUGAAGAAGAAAAAGUCCCAGAAGUAUCACCAGCACAGCCAAAACUUGGGGUUGCAGCACCCCCAGAAGUAGCACCUGCUCCCAAAUCAUGGGCCAGUAACAAGCAAGGUGGGCAAGGAGAUGGAAUCCAAGUGAAUAGUCAAUUUCAGCAGGAAUUUCCCAGUCUGCAGGCAGCUGGAGAUCAAGAAAAAAAAGAAAAGGAAACGAAUGAUGAAAACUAUGGACCUGGACCCAGUUUACGCCCACCAAAUGUUGCUUGCUGGAGAGAUGGUGGUAAGUCUGCUGGCUCACCUUCAUCUGAUCAGGAUGAGAAGCAGCUUGGCCAGGAUGAAAGUACAGCUAUAACAUCAGAACAAAAUGACAUCCUUAAAGUGGUGGAAAAGAGGAUAGCUUGUGGUCCUCCACAGACCAAACUGAACGGACAGCAGCCUGCCCUUGCUUCUCAGUAUAGAGCUAUGAUGCCUCCAUAUAUGUUUCAGCAGUAUCCAAGGAUGGCAUAUCCUCCUGUACAUGGUCCCAUGAGGUUCCCUCCUUCUUUAUCUGAAACAAAAGGCCUUCGAGGACGAGGGCCUCCUCCUUCAUGGGCUUCUGAGCCUGAGCGCCCAUCCAUACUUAGUGCAUCAGAACUGAAGGAACUCGAUAAAUUUGAUAACCUGGAUGCUGAAGCUGAUGAAGGUUGGGCAGGUGCUCAGAUGGAAGUAGAUUAUACAGAACAACUGAAUUUCAGUGAUGACGAUGAGCAAGGAAGUAGCAGUCCUAAAGAGAAUAACAGUGAGGAUCAAGGUCCAAAAACUGAAAAUACAGAAAACCAAAAAGAAGGAGAUGAAGCUAAUAGUACUAAAUCAUCUCAGAUACCUGCUCAGCCACCAGUAGCAAAAGGUUCCUAUGGGAAAGGACCCCCAUUUAAUCAGGAACGUGGACCAUCUUCACACCUGCCACCACCUCCCAAGUUGCUUGCACAGCAGCAUCCCCCACCUCCAGAUCGACAAGUCCCUGGAAGACCAGGCCCUUUUCCUCCCAAGCCUCAGGUCCCUGAUAAUGAUGAAAUAUGGAAGCAAAGGCGAAAACAGCAGUCUGAAAUUUCUGCAGCAGUGGAACGGGCUCGUAAACGGCGAGAAGAGGAAGAGCGAAGAAUGGAGGAACAAAGGAAGGCAGCCUGUGCAGAGAAACUGAAACGAUUGAAUGAGAAGCUUGGUAUCAUAGAAAAACAGCCUUCUCCAGAGGAAAUAAGAGAAAGGGAGAGAGAAAAGGAACGGGAGCGGGAGAAAGAACUUGAGAAAGAACAGGAGCAGGAACGAGAAAAGGAGAGGGAAAAGGAAAGGCAGAGACAGCAAGAAAAAGAGAAGGAGCUGGAGAAGGAACAGGAAAAACAGAGGGAAAUGGAGAGGGAAAGAAAGCAAGAAAAGGAGAAAGAAUUAGAACAGCAGAGAGAAAAGGAAAAGGAACUACAAAAGGCGAAAGAGCCAGAAAAAGAUAAUGAGUUGAAGGAAAGAGAGAAUGCAGAAGAAAGAGUAGAACCCAAGGAGGCCAUUUCAGACCCUGCGACAGAAACAACAGAAGGUGAAAGCAGCUCUAAUAAAGAGGAGGAGCCAAUUUUCACUAGACAAGACAGCAAUCGUAGUGAAAAGGAAAUCACACAAGUGGUGCAUGAAACAGAAACUGAAUCAGGGUCUCAACCCCGACCUGCUGUAUUAUCUGGCUAUUUCAAACAGUUUCAGAAAUCAUUGCCACCACGAUUCCAGAGGCAGCAGGAGCAGAUGAAACAACAACAGUGGCAACAGCAGCAACAACAAGGUGUCCUCCCACAGACUGUUCCUUCACAGCCAUCUAGUAGUACAGUCCCUCCUCCACCACACAGAUCUCUUUACCAGCCCAUGCAGCCCCACCCACAACAUUUGGCUCCUAUGGGUUUUGAUCCAAGGUGGCUCAUGAUGCAGUCCUACAUGGAUCCUCGAAUGAUGUCAGGAAGACCUGCUAUGGAUAUUCCACCCAUUCAUCCUGGAAUGAUUCCUCCUAAGCCAUUAAUCAGAAGAGACCAGUUAGAAGGGACACCAAACAAUUCUGAGUCAUUUGAGCAUAUGGCUCGAUCUGCAAGAGAUCAUGGAAUUUCCCUUUCUGAACCUCGAAUGAUCUGGGGAUCAGAUCCCUAUCAUGCUGAGCCUCAGCAGGCAGCUACUCCCAAGUCAGCUGAAGAACCUGAGGAUGUAAGACCUGAAUCUGCAUUGGACCAGGAACAGAUUACUGCUGCUUAUCCUGCAGAACAUAGUCAGCUGGAAACUCAUCCAAAAGCAGACACCAUCAGAGAAUCAACUGAGACAGAAGGACAAAAGUUUCUAAGCAGAUCUGUGGAAGAUGUAAGACCUCACCAGGCUGAUACAAAUAAUCAAUCUGCUUGUUUUGAAGUAACUGAUCCAAAGACGCCUCCUGAAGAGCGAAUUUCAACUCUAGAAAGUCAGCCUGCCCGGAAAAGAAGUGUUUCCCAUGGAUCUAACCAUGUUCAGAAAUCAGAAGAGCAAAGAAAUGAGCCAUCUGUAAGCAUCCCUAAAGUAACCAGCAGAUGUAUUGAUUCUAAAGAACCUGUGGAGAAACCAGAGGAGAAGCCAAGAAGGGAUGGCUUUCUGCGUUCCUCUGAAGGACCCAAACCAGAGAAGGUAUAUAAAUCCAAAUCAGAAACUCGUUGGGGCCCACGGCCAAACUCCAACAGAAGAGAGGAAGGUAAUGAUAGGCCUGUGAGAAGAUCAGGUCCCAUUAAAAAGCCUGUACUUAGAGAUAUGAAAGAAGAGCGGGAACAGAGAAAAGAGAGGGAAGGUGAAAAGGUUGAAAAGAUCACUGAAAAGGUUGUUAAACCAGAAAAAACAGAAAAGAAAGAGUUUCCUUCUCCACCACCUCCAGCACCAGUUCACCCACAAUCACUUCCACCACCAGUACAACCAGAACCAGAGAAACUGCCAUCAACAGAAACAUCAGCUUUGGUGCAGAAACCAUCUCAAGAUAAUGACAAGCCUUUGGAACCUGUGGCUAGUGUUCAGGUAGAGCCUGCAGUUAAAACUGUAAACCAACAAACUGUUGCAGCACCAACAACCAAAGAAGAAAAGCAGCCUGAGAAAGUCAUCAGCAAAGACGUUGGUAUAGAACGACCUCGACCAGAUACUAGACCAGUAGUUAAAAAAGAAUCAGCUUUACCCCCUAGGACCUAUUGGAAAGAAGCUAGAGAUAGAGAUUGGUUUCCUGAUCAAGGAUAUAGGGGCAGAGGCAGAGGUGAAUAUUACUCUAGAGGUCGAAGUUAUAGAGGCUCUUAUGGGGGUCGUGGCAGAGGUGGUAGAGGGCACACUCGAGAGUAUCCUCAGUAUAGAGACAAUAAGCCAAGAAUAGAACAUGUGUCCUCAGGACCUCUCAGACAACGAGAAGAAAGCGAAACACGAAGUGAGAGUUCUGAUUUUGAAGUUGUUCCCAAAAGACGACGACAGCGGGGUUCAGAGACUGACACUGACAGUGAAAUUCAUGAAAGUGCAAGUGACAAGGAUAGUUUAAGCAAGGGCAAACUUCCCAAAAGAGAAGAGCGGUCCGAAAACAAAAAGCCUAUCAAGCCUCAACCCUCUUUUAAGCCUGAAAAUCAUGUCCGAAUAGAUAAUAGGCCUCUAGAAAAACCUUACAUAAGAGAUGAGGAUAAAUCUAAACCAGGCUUCCUUCCUAAAGGGGAGCCUACAAGGCGAGGCAGAGGAGGAACAUUCAGACGUGGUGGAAGGGAUCCUGGAGGCCGACCAUCCCGCCCUGCCACCUUGCGAAGACCUGCUUAUCGGGACAAUCAGUGGAACCCAAGGCAGGCAGAAGCUCCUAAGCCAGAAGAUGGAGAGCCAGCAAGAAGACAUGAACAGUUUAUUCCUGUACCAGCAGAUAAACGACCUCCAAAAUUUGAGCGAAAAUUUGACCCAGCUAGAGAGAGACCCCGAAGGCAGCGUCCUACCCGACCACCAAGGCAAGAUAAGCCUCCUCGAUUUAGACGGCUAAGAGAGAGAGAGGCUGCUUCAAAGACAAAUGAGGUGCUGGUGCCCACAAAUGGCACCGUUAAUACUGUGGUUCAAGAACCAGUUACUUCUGUGGGGGACCUUUCUGGGAAUAAGACACCAGAUUUGUCUAAUCAGAACUCGUCAGAUCAGGCAAAUGAAGAAUGGGAGACAGCUUCUGAAAGCAGUGAUUUUAAUGAGAGGCGUGAGAGGGAAGAAAAAAAAAAUGCUGAUUUGAGCUCACAAGCAAUUGUAAAGGCUGGAGAGAAUGGUUUGGUUCCAAAGAGAGAAAUAGCAAAGAGAAGUUUUUCUAGUCAGAGACCUGGAGUUGAUCGCCAGAAUCGACGUGGCAACAAUGGCCCGCCCAAGUCAGGAAGGAAUUUCUCUGGUCCUAGAAAUGAAAGAAGAAAUGGCCCACCAUCAAAAAGUGGAAAAAGAGGGCCAUUUGAUGACCAGUCUUCAGGCACAGCUGGUAUCGACCCUGUCAGUGGUAACUCUGCACACAACCAGGAGGGAGCACCUAAUGGUGCAGGACAAAAGAAUUCCAAAGAUAAUACUGGGAAAAAGAGAGAGGAUACCAAACCAGGUCCUAAGAAGCCUAAAGAAAAAGUAGAUGCUUUAUCACAGUUUGAUCUCAACAAUUAUGCAAGUGUUGUUAUAAUUGACGAUCAUCCUGAAGUAACUGUAGUUGAGGACUCCCAGUCAAAUUUGAAUGAUGACGGCUUUACUGAGGUGGUAUCCAAAAAACAACAGAAGCGCUUGCAGGAUGAAGAACGCCGAAAGAAGGAAGAACAAGUCACCCAGGUAUGGAACAAAAAAAAUACAAAUGAAAAAGGAAGAAGCCAGACAUCUAAGCUUCCUCCAAGAUUUGCCAAAAAACAGGCUACAGGGACCCAACCAGCUCAGUCUCUAGCCUUGGCUUCAGUUCCAAUCUCAACCUCAGCUACAGUUUUAACAUCAACAGCCGCUUCAGUUCCAGCCUCCACCCCAGCACCAGUUCCAGUUUUGGCAUCAGCCACAGCUCUAGUUCCAGCAUCAACCAUAGCUCCAGUUCUAACCUCAACUCCAACUCCAGUUCCAACAUCAGCCGCAGCCCCUGUUCCAGCAUCUACAUCACCUACCAUCACAGUCUGUUCCUCACCUCCAGUCUCAAUCCCAGCUCCAACACCUAUCCUUGCAUCAGCCUCAACUACAGCUUCUGUCCCCAUUCUUGCUUCACCUUCAGUUCCUAUCCUCACUUCAGCCUUAGCACCAGCUUCAGUUUCUUCUCCAACACCAGUAGUCUCAGCUCCAGCUGUGCCAACUCUAUCAACUCCAGCUGCCCCAGCCUCAGCCCCAACAGCCUCAGUUCCACUUGCCCCAGCCCCAGCUACAACUACUACCCCAGCCCCAACUGCUCCAGUACAGACUCAGGCGCAGACCCACAAACCAGUCCCAAGUCCACUUCCUACUUCAGCACAGUCUUCAAAACAGCCACCACCUUCAAUUAGGCUACCUUCAGCUCAAACAUCUAAUAACACAGAUUAUGUAGCCACAGGAAAAUCCAUCCAGACCCCACAGUCACAUGGCGCUCUUGCAGCUGAAUUAUGGGAUAACAAAGUGGCCCCUCCAGCUGUGCUAAAUGACAUCUCUAAAAAAUUGGGUCCUAUUAGUCCACCACAGCCACCUUCAGUAAGUGCGUGGAAUAAGCCCUUAACAUCAUUUGGAUCAGCUACUUCAUCAGAGGGAGCAAAGAAUGGUCAAGAGAAUGGCGUUGAAAUUGGAAUUGACACAAUUCAGUUUGGUGCUCCAGCUUCAAAUGGGAAUGAAAAUGACGUUCCUGUGCUUUCGGAAAAAUCUACCGACAAAAUUCCUGAACCUAAAGAACAACGUCAGAAACAGCCACGGGCGGGGCCUAUCAAAGCUCAGAAGCUUCCAGAUUUGAGUCUGAUAGAAAACAAGGAACAUAAACCUGGUCCCAUUGGAAAAGAACGAUCAUUGAAAAAUAGAAAAGUGAAAGAUGCCCAACAGGUGGAGCCAGAAGGACAAGAGAAGCCAAGCCCUGCUGCAGUCAGAAGCACAGAUCCUGCCACAACAAAAGAAACAAAAGUAGUCUCAGAAAUGACUGCUGAAAUAGGAACAAUGAUCUCGGUAUCUUCUGCAGACUUUGGCACUGGUGUAAAGGAGUCUGUAACAGACUACACUACACCUUCUUCUUCUCUGCCUAACACUGUGGCUACUAAUAAUGCAAAGAUGGAAGAUACUUUGGUUAAUAAUGUGCCCCUGCCCAACACCCUUCCCCUCCCUAAGAGGGAGACUGUACAACAAAGCUCCAGCCUAACUUCAGUUCCUCCCACUACUUUCAGCCUCACCUUCAAGAUGGAGUCCGCACGCAAGGCAUGGGAGAAUUCUCCAAAUGUAAGGGAAAAAGGAUCUCCAGUAACAUCCACAGCUCCUCCUAUUGCAAGUGGAGUCAGCAGUAGUGCCAGUGGGCCAGGAACUGCUAAUUACAACUCAUUCUCCAGUGCAUCAAUGCCUCAGAUACCUGUCGCUUCAGUCACUCCUACAACAUCACUAUCAGGAGCCGGUACUUACACUACCUCCUCUUUGAGUACAAAAUCUACAACAACAUCAGACCCUCCUAAUAUUUGUAAAGUAAAGCCUCAACAGUUACAGACGAGUAGCCUGCCUUCUGCAAGUCAUUUCUCACAACUAAGCUGCAUGCCUUCUCUUAUUGCCCAGCAACAACAGAGUCCACAAGUUUAUGUUUCUCAGUCAGCAGCAGCUCAGAUCCCAGCUUUCUAUAUGGACACGAGUCAUUUAUUCAAUACCCAGCAUCGACUGGCCCCACCAUCCCUCGCUCAGCAGCAGGGCUUCCAGCCAGGCCUCUCGCAGCCAACAUCUGUUCAGCAGAUUCCAAUUCCUAUAUAUGCCCCACUGCAAGGGCAGCAUCAAGCCCAGCUGAGUUUGGGGGCUGGUCCUGCUGUUUCCCAGGCCCAGGAAUUAUUCAGUUCUUCAAUUCAACCAUAUAGGUCACAGCCAGCCUUUAUGCAAAGCAGUCUAUCCCAGCCUUCUGUGGUUCUUUCUGGUACUGCCAUCCACAACUUCCCAGCUGUCCAACACCAGGAGCUUGCCAAGGCACAAUCAGGUCUUGCCUUUCAACAAACUUCAAAUACUCAGCCUAUCCCUAUACUGUAUGAACAUCAGCUGGGGCAGGCAUCAGGACUAGGAAGUUCUCAGCUGAUUGAUACACAUCUUCUUCAGGCUAGAGCAAAUCUUACUCAGGCCUCAAAUCUUUACUCUGGACAAGUACAGCAGCCUGGUCAGACAAAUUUUUAUAACACUGCCCAAUCACCAAGUGCUCUUCAGCAGGUAAACUAUGGCAUGGUUACAGUACCUUUACCAGCAUCCCAGCUUUCCUUGACUAAUUUUGGAUCUACAGGACAGCCUCUGAUUGCUUUGCCUCAAACUCUUCAGCCCCAGUUACAGCAUACAACCCCACAAGCACAGGCUCCAAGUCUGAGCCGUCCUGCACAAGUCAGCCAGCCUUUCAGAGGCUUAAUACCUGCUGGAACACAGCAUAGCAUGAUGGCAACCACGGGAAAAAUGUCUGAAAUGGAGCUAAAAGCCUUUGGGAGUGGCAUUGAUAUCAAGCCAGGCACACCUCCUAUCGGUGGUAGAAGCACCACACCAACAUCUAGUCCCUUCCGGGCUACUUCAACAAGUCCAAACAGCCAGUCCAGCAAAAUGAGCAGCAUUGUCUAUCAGAAGCAGUUCCAGUCAGCCCCUGCCACUGUGAGAAUGACACAACCGUUUCCUACACAAUUUGCACCCCAGAUUCUCUCUCAGCCUAACCUGGUCCCUCCAUUGGUAAGAGCCCCACAUACUAACACCUUCCCAGCGCCUGUACAGAGGCCACCAAUGGCACUGGCCAGUCAGAUGCCUCCUCCGCUGACCACAGGCCUCAUGAGCCAUGCUCGUUUGCCACAUGUAGCCAGGGGUCCUUGUGGAUCACUAUCUGGAGUCAGAGGUAAUCAGGCCCAGGCUGCGUUGAAGGCUGAACAAGACAUGAAGGCAAAGCAGAGAGCAGAGGUUCUUCAGUCCACGCAACGGUUCUUCUCUGAACAACAGCAGAACAAACAGAUAGGAGGCAAGGUCCAGAAAGUGGACAGUGAUUCGAAUAAACCUCCUGAAACACUGACUGACUCUCCUGGUGCGUGUCAGGAAAAAGUAGAAGAAAAGCCACCUCCUGCACCCACCAUAACCACCAAACCUGUUAGAACUGGACCAAUCAAACCUCAGGCGAUCAAAACCGAAGAAACAAAAUCUUAAAGGCUGUGGUUUAUUGUAGGGCAUUAAGGGAGAGGGGAGGGGGGACAGGGAAAAUGAAGUCAGAUAAUGCCAGUGGCCACAGAGGUAAAAUGGUCUGUGACAUCCUGUCUAAAGCUUGGAGGUACACAAGGGACAUGAGAGCAUUUUACUGCCGUGCCAGUUAAAAUGAGGCUUUACAAGCUUGCACCUACUAUGUAACAUUUGCUCGGUUGACAUGAUCUUUGGUCAGUUUAUAUACAAGUACGUGCACCUAUUCCCUAAGUGCAUAUAAUUUAGACCUAAAGAUCUCUGUGAUGAGAUGAAAACCAGAAAUAGGAAAAUGAUACCACAGGGGAGUAAUUCAGCCUGGACAGUGAGUAGUCCCAUUACCACAUCAGCUGUGGUUUCUUUACACCCUUGUGUUCUUUGGAUGUGGCUGUGGCAUUUCUAGGCUUGGAGGUAAACUGACAAUAACUGGUGCUGGACAGAGGAGCCUUAUUUUUUAUUAUGGCAGCUUGCUAUUUUUGUAAUGUGACUGGGUUGAACACAAUCAAAGUACAGUAGUAACUGAUCUCCCCUUCCUGGAUGAGUGAGCAGAUGAUGAAAUACUGAUGUCAGCAUCCUUGAGCAUAUUCACAUGAGCAUCAUUUAGCUUCUGCUUCUAUCUGAAAUGAUGCUGUGUUUCGAUUGUGGUCAGAAGCACUGAAGCUCGGCAUCUCCCCCCUUCCUUGGAGCUCUCCCCAUUCAAACAGGACAGAUUGGGUAAAGUACUAGUGAGGUGGAGUCUUGCUUGCCUCCACUCAGUCAUCUUUGUAUGAAUCCAGUAGUUAUGGAGUUUUGUUUUAGGAUAAUUUUUUUCUUGGUGUCUCCCCCAACUCCGUGGUUUUUUGGUUUUUUUUUGUUUGUUUGUUCGUUUUGUUUUUUAAUAACGGUUUUUAGCUGAUGUUCAUGAAGAGAGUGAAUACUGAGAUCUGUGCCACUAAUGAAAGGAAAUCUGUCUAAGAGUGCACUUCCUUACAGAGCUGUGUCAUACCAUACUUUGGGCCCUCUGCUAGAAAA
Messenger RNA from Nannospalax galili (Upper Galilee mountains blind mole rat), 9922 nucleotides. RefSeq names its product proline rich coiled-coil 2C (gene Prrc2c). The transcript has 35 exons. NCBI's taxonomy places the organism in Eukaryota, Metazoa, Chordata, Mammalia, Rodentia, Spalacidae. Bases 293 to 8884 code for a protein of 2863 amino acids. Gene Ontology annotation, biological process: cell differentiation. The record is from RefSeq and is a predicted model, not a curated record.